Salarias fasciatus (jewelled blenny) is the source of this 3066-nucleotide messenger RNA. RefSeq names its product N-acetyllactosaminide beta-1,3-N-acetylglucosaminyltransferase 2. Gene Ontology annotation, cellular component: Golgi membrane. The record is from RefSeq and is a predicted model, not a curated record. The transcript has 2 exons. Gene Ontology annotation, molecular function: UDP-glycosyltransferase activity; hexosyltransferase activity. Bases 125 to 1561 code for a protein of 478 amino acids. Lineage: Eukaryota; Metazoa; Chordata; Actinopteri; Blenniiformes; Blenniidae. Gene Ontology annotation, biological process: poly-N-acetyllactosamine biosynthetic process; protein O-linked glycosylation.
CUGACAGGCGGCGGGCCAGCUGAGCUCCUGGCUCUCAGGAUUACAGCUGCAGUUCAGAUUACCUGCGUGGGUUUGAUGAGCGUUCAGUGAGCGGAGUGAAGGAACCUUUAAUGAAAGCAGUUGAAUGGCGCGGUGCUUCUGCCGGUGGCGUGCCGUCUUGAUCUGCGUCUGCACGCCGUGCAUCUGCCUGCUGCUGCUCUUCUCCUACGCUGUUGUGUUGAUGGUCCUCACCCUCAACGGCAUACAGGUGAAAUCUGAAGUGGUCAACAGUGAAAGCAGCGUCACUGACAGCCCUCGCUUUGUGGCCCCGGGGACAUUCAACAAUGGGAUAUUUUCCUCCCAGCCGAAACACUUCUGGGACCACCGAGGGCACAGAGCCCUGUGGAACCAGCUGCAGCUCAGAGCGGACCGCCAUUUCAAUCCCAUCCUGAACCUCAAGAAAACCACAAAUCAGCAGAACUUCAACGGCCUUGAUGGAAGUUUUUUCGAGAAUAUGACGUUAUUCAAAACGACGAGCAACUUUACCAAGCUCCCCGAGCAGUUACAGAGGUUUGUGAGCUACAUGGACAGGAGGGACUACCCGGUCCUCCUGCAGCCCGGCGGGGAAUGUGGAGCUCAGGCAGAGGGCGAGAACGAACGCCCGCUGCUUCUGUUCGCCAUCAAGACAACAGAGGGUAACUUCCUGAAUCGACAGGCCAUCCGUCAGAGCUGGGGCCGCGAGGGCUGGGUGAGGGGGCAGUGGGGGAACGGCAGCGGCGGAGGGGAGGCGGGAGGCUACGUCCGCAGGGUGUUUCUGCUCGGCAAAAGAGACUCUGGAGAGCCGAGUGCGGCCUUCUCUCUGGUCCUGAAGAUGGAGAGCGACCGAUACGGAGACAUGCUGCAGUGGGACUUUCAUGACACGUUUUUCAACCUCACCCUGAAGGACGUCCUCUUCUGGAGGUGGUUCUCCGCGUCCUGCGGGGACACGGCGUUCGUCUUCAAGGGAGACGACGACGUCUUCGUUAACACCCCCAAAAUGGUGGCCUACCUCCUGGACCAGCUGAGAGAGCCACAGGCGCACAAGGCCACGAGGGACUUCAUGGUGGGAGACGUCAUAGUCGGAGCCCCUCCGAGCAGAGACGACAGCUCCAAGUACUUCAUCCCGGAAAACUUCUACCGUGGCUUUUACCCGAGGUACGCGGGCGGAGGAGGGGUGGUGUACUCGGGUCUGCUCGCCAGGCGUCUGCACCGCGUGUCCCAGAGGGUUCACCUCUACCCCAUUGAUGACGUUUUCGUGGGGAUGUGUAUGAUCCGGCUCAACGCCUUGCCCGUCUACCACCCGGCCUUCCUCACGUUUGACUUCCCCGACCAGGAGGAGCAGGAGCCGUGCUCCUACCACAAAAUCCUGCUGGUCCACAAGCGGAGCCCGGACCAGAUCAGGAGACUGUGGGCCAACAUGACGCUGACACGACGAGAGUGUGGCCACGUGCCUCUGAGGGUUGAAAAGAAGACUUCAGGGACGCCAUCGGAGGAUGCUUUGUUGGAAAUACCUGCUGUUCAAAUACCGCGGCUACCUCUUUAAUAUAAGCUUUAGUCAGUUACAGAAAGGACGCCGCGUUAGCUCCUCUGUUUACUGAAAAGCAGGCACGAGCAGAAAGGAUAUUUAUUUGUAACAGAUUACAAUGGAUGUUUAGCCUGUUUUCUACAGAAACAUUCAGCUCAACCACUGUUUUUUUUUUUUUUUGUAUUUUACUUUAACUUGACCUAUCCAUAAGCCAAUGGACAUCCUUGUAUUUUACAUCCUUUUAGCCAGAGGCCAUUAUUUCAUAAAGGAAGAGAUUUUAAUCUACUGUAGAAAUGUAGCAGGCACAUAUCUUUUAAACACACUGCUAAACCCUUCCAGCUUAAUUCAGUCACAGACGUGGAGUUAAAUCGUAACAUCUGUUUGGAUGUAUGUUUAAGGUGCUGUGAAGUUAUUUUAUGACGUGAGUAAGCUAAUGACCCAACACCAACCGGUUCAGUGUCGGAAGGCAGUGGUGAGAGACUGGAUGCUCCAGUCCUGUUUGUUCCAGACAGUUCAGACAGGGACACACUGAAUCAAAGAAUAGAUGAACUGCUUGUUUUUUUUUAAUCUUAUUGUUUGUUUUGUGUGCUAUAAUGUGACAAAAAUCUACUUUAGCUGGGUUAAAGUUUUAUUGUUCUAAAAAUGAAGCAACACUGAAUGUGAUGUAAGUCUGAAUGCGACUGCAGUUUGUAGACUGGGUGCUCGCUGCUCCUGCGUGGGACUUUUCAUGAGGAUUCAGGUGUGAAGGACUCGAUGCAAGACGAAGGUAUGAUGAUGGCAAAACAGAUCAGCAGGACUCUGCUUGAUGCUGUCUUUGCCGCACCAGUUUUCCUGUACCGUGGUGGUUUAGUUCAGGACAGACGUGUUUUCUGAUUUAUGAGUUCAUUUUGAUAGGCUGAUCUAUGACUCAUGGCUUUACCAUCUCAGCCGCUCCUCCAAUAAAAUAAGAUACAAUGAAUUCUGCAUUAACCUUCAGCCACAAUGUGACAGACAAGUAUGUGAGAGGGUGGCAGCCUUUCACAAAAGAUGUUAUUCUUGCAGAACCGGGACCAUCAGCCAAAGGUGGAGUUUGUGUUGUUGGGUGUCUUGAUGUCAGAGCAGGAAAAGUCUAUUUGAAAGCACCAAUCAAAACCUUACAAUGUCACCAUUGCAUAAUGUUUUAAUGACUGUUCUCUGUACCUACUCAUCUGUUUCUUUAAAGCGCAACUUUGUGUUUCCAUUGAUCACCUCAUGAUGUAUUCCUUUUGGAAUGUGCCUUUUUUAAAAAUCUUUUUUUUAUGUAAUUUAACCUAAUCAAUCCAUUCAAUCCUGCUUUGUGAAGACCGAGGCUGUCUGAGUUGGAGCCGCAGCGACACAUCCCUGCCUCAACUCUGGGCCGAGAGGGAUUUCUCCGGAUGGUAUUCAUGAUUUGGUUUUCUGUGAUAAUUUCCUCCCAAAAACACAACGAUCUUUCAUCAGCUGACAGGAUGGAUAAAUGGCUGGCCUGAGCCAGGUGAAGCUGGUUAAGUCUGCCCAGAGGGGAC